This is a messenger RNA of Oryza sativa Japonica Group (Japanese rice), 1802 nucleotides long. RefSeq names its product geraniol 8-hydroxylase. Lineage: Eukaryota; Viridiplantae; Streptophyta; Magnoliopsida; Poales; Poaceae. Gene Ontology annotation, molecular function: monooxygenase activity; heme binding; oxidoreductase activity, acting on paired donors, with incorporation or reduction of molecular oxygen. The record is from RefSeq and is a predicted model, not a curated record.
AGAUUAGCAGGAGUAUCCACCCUAGCAUACGAGUAUCGUUCCGACCCUGCACACGUUUUGUACGGUCAAUCAUGGAGCUCCUCCUCUUGUGUACGCCGUGCGUUAUUCUCCUUCUCUCCUCCCUGUACCUCCUCCGUCUCUUCGUCGACGCCCGCCGCAACCUGCCGCCGGGUCCCCGCCCGCAGCCGCUCAUCGGCAACAUCCUCGACCUCGGCUCCCAGCCGCACCGCUCCCUCGCGCGCCUCGCGGGGCGCUAUGGCCCGCUCAUGACGCUCCGCCUCGGCACCGUCACCACCGUCGUCGCCUCCUCCCCGGGCGCCGCCCGCGACAUCCUCCAGCGCCACGACGCCGCCUUCUCCGCGCGCUCCGUGCCGGACGCCGCCCGCGCGUGCGGGCACGACGGCUUCUCCAUGGGCAUGCUCCCGCCCAGCAGCGCCCUGUGGCGCGCGCUCCGCAGGGUGUGCGCCGCGGAGCUCUUCGCGCCGCGCAGCCUCGACGCGCACCAGCGCCUCCGCCGGGACAAGGUGCGCCAGCUCGUGUCCCACGUCGCGCGCCUGGCGCGCGACGGCGCGGCCGUCGACGUCGGCCGCGCCGCGUUCACGGCUUCCCUGAACCUGCUCUCCAGCACCAUCUUCUCCGCCGACCUCGCGGAUUUCGGCGACGCCCGAGCUGAGUCGUCGGUGGGGGACUUAAGGGACUUGAUCUCGGAGUUCACCAUCGUCGUCGGGGUGCCGAACGUGUCGGACUUCUUCCCGGCCGUCGCGCCGCUCGACCCGCAGCGGCUGCGGAGGCGGGUGGCGAGGGUGUUCGAGCGGCUGCAGGCCGUGUUCGACGGGCACAUCGAACGGCGCCUGCGGGACCGCGCUGCCGGGGAGCCGCCCAAGAACGAUUUCCUGGACGCUUUGCUCGACUACCGCAGCCCGGAGGAUGGCCGGGGUUUUGAUCGGCCAACGCUACAGUUUCUGUUUACGGAUUUGUUUAGCGCGGGAAGUGAUACAAGCGCAGUAACUGUAGAAUGGGCAAUGGCUCAGCUGCUACAGAACCCACCAGCAAUGGCGAAAGCUCGUGAGGAGCUUGCUCGAGUGAUUGGCUCCAAACAAGAAAUUGAGGAAUCCGACAUUAGCCAGCUCAAGUACCUCGAAGCCGUCGUGAAGGAGACAUUACGGCUUCAUCCUCCGGCGCCAUUUCUGCUUCCUCACCAAGCCGAAACGACCACACAGGUUGGUGGCUACACGGUGCCCAAGGGCACCCGUGUUCUGGUGAAUGUUUGGGCGAUUGGUCGGGACAGCAAGGUGUGGUCUGACCCUGACAAGUUCAUGCCGGAGAGGUUCCUGCAGAGCGAGGUGGACCUGCGUGGCCGUGACUUCGAACUGAUUCCAUUUGGCUCUGGUCGAAGGAUCUGUCCGGGGUUGCCGCUGGCUGUUCGCAUGGUGUACCUGAUGCUCGCGUCGUUGCUGCACCGGUUUGAGUGGAGGCUUCUACCGGAGGUCGAGAAGAACGGGGUGGACAUGGCGGAGAAGUUCGGGAUGAUACUAGAGUUGGCUACGCCACUCCGGGCUGUUGCUAUACCAGUUUAAUAAGCUGAUCAUCACCAUAUGCUACCUUGCUACAUACAAUCCGUUAUCUUUAGGAAUGGAACACUUCACUGGUAAAUAAAAUCAUAUACUAGUACAAUUCUGUUGUUUAUGUCUGAAAGAGAGAUCAAAUAGGGGUGCCUGUACGGUAGUACUAAAUGCCAGCAGCUAUCUAACUGAGAAAGUCUUGAGUUAGUCGUUCUUCUAUAGUGGCUUGAUUGUCCUUCA